CCCUACACUAAUCAGAAGCCUUUAUAUCCACUUAGUUAGUCAGGCCCAGUAUCAACGGAAAUAUUAACAAGGCCCAAUACUGAAUGCACUCAUUUUCUGAGCCCAACUGGGCAGUUCCAGCAGCAAUUUUGGCCCACUUAGUUAGUCACGCACGCCAAUCCAAGAAAUAAGAAUGUUCGUCCGACCAGGUUCCGUUCAUUCCAAUUUUCCUUUCCCGUCCGUGGAAUUUUUCCGGGAAAGGGAAAACUUGCUCAGUACCCGCGAAGAAGCAAGACUUUGAAACGAAGUGAAGAAAGAAGAACGAGCCGCCAUCUCUGCUCAUUGUAGCGUCGAUGUGGAGGUAUGAACAUCUCUUUUCUCACCAUCUACUCCUUUGGCCGUACUUUUCUUUCCCUCGAACUUCCGUCCAAGUCAAAGUGUUGAUUUUAUAGCGAAGGAUGGAUGAAUUAAUCAGUUGAACUCCCAAAUUCUUUGAUUUUUCGUAUCCGGGUCGCUUUAAUUUCGUGCUGGAAGUUUCGGGUUCCUCCUAAAGUGUUUGAAUUUGAGACUGAACUAUUUGUAUGUAGAAUCGUAGAUGAUAAUGCAUUAACAGUGAUCUUGACUCUUUGGGGGUGAAAGUAUGUAUGUUUUAGGUAACCCCAGAAAGAAGUUAUAUACUUUAGAUGCAUGUCUUUCAACUGGAGUUUCCUUAGUUUGAGAAAAAGGAAUGCUGAAUUGAUCAGGUUCCCUUGUGCCCUUUGAUAGAUUGCUGGAUUAUGCUAUUCUGAAUUGAAUUCUGGACCUGUGCGUGGGUUGUAUCGCUAGUUCUUCUCGGCCAAUGGAACACCGAGAAGAUAUGAAUUCCAUUCUGCCAUUCUUGCCGGUCGUAAUGCGGUCUUCCAGUCUGUUCUGGCCUUCGCACACUGUUGAAGCGAUUAAAUCGCUCUCCAAAGGACCCAACACCAGCAAUGUGACCUCUGGAGAAUCACUUUUCGAUUGCGUUUCUGAUAUAAGAAGCUCUCUGAAGCUUUCUUCUCUAACGCUCGCACGCUAUACUCCAGAAGGUUUUGUCCUCUUCUUUGAUGAGCUGAUCUCCCGUGUAGAGGCAAGAAAAUGGUUUGAAGAAGUUCUUCCAUCUUUGGCAAAUUUGCUCCUGGAAUUGCCCUCUCUGUUAGAGUCCCACUACCAGAAUGCAGAUGACCUGAUUUGUGGGGCUCAAUUUCAUGUUAAAACUGGUCUCAGAUUGUUGGGUCCCCAAGAAGCUGGCAUGGUAUUCCUCAGCCAGGAACUGAUUGGGGCUCUCUUAGCAUGUGCUCUCUUUUGUUUGUUUCCAGCUGAUCAUAGAGGAGCAAAUGAUCUCCCAACGAUUAAUUUUGAUCUUUUAUUUUCGAGUCUGUAUAGCAGUUACAAGGAGAGCCAAGAAAGCAAGAUAAAAUGCAUAAUACACUAUUUUGAAAGGAUAUGCUCUGUUAGACCUGUCGGCGUUGUAUCGUUUGAGAGGAAAGUUCUCUGUUUGGAACAAGUUAUUAAAUAUGUUUCUUAUCCAGAGACUGAUUUCUGGGGCAAAUCUGUCACCCCCCUAUGCCCUUUUGAGGUUCGCCGAGAAGGCCUUAUAGAAGAUCAAUCUGAUGGAGCUCUUGAAGUGGAUUUUGCAAACAAGUAUCUUGGAGGUGGCGCUCUUCACAGGGGGUGUGUGCAGGAAGAGAUCCGUUUCAUGAUCAAUCCUGAAUUAAUUGUUGGCAUGCUUUUCUUACCGUGCAUGGAUGAUAACGAGGCCAUUGAAAUUGUUGGUGCUGAAAGAUUCUCAAAUUAUACUGGGUAUGCGUCUUCAUUUCGUUUCAGUGGGGACCAUAUUGACCAAAAAGGUUUCGAUAGCUUCAGGAGGCGUAAAACAAGGAUAGUUGCUAUAGAUGCAUUAUGUAACCCUAGGACAAGACAGUACAAACUCAACUACCUCCUCCGGGAAACCAAUAAGGCAUUCUGUGGUUUCUUUGUUCAAUCUAAAUGUGUAGUUGAGGGAGCUCACUGUGAACGGAAAAACACAGACUUCAACGGUAUUUCCAGGAAUAUGCUUCAGUCAGAUGAACUUCCCUCCAGUUCAACGGACGUUGAAAUGAUUGAUGCAGACUGUAGGAGCCAAGUGGUAGAAAAUCCCGACCGGAAGGGAAGCUUCCAUCUAGAUGAUGAAGAGACAGUUGGGAUUGCAUCUGGUAAUUGGGGCUGUGGAGCGUUUGGAGGAGAUCCUGAACUAAAAGCUAUGAUUCAGUGGCUAGCAGCUUCUCAGGCAGCUAGACCAUACAUUUUGUACUAUACAUUUGGAAUUGAAGCAUUGCAGAACUUGGAUAAGGUGGUUGAGUGGAUUGUAUCACAUGAAUGGGUUGUGGGAGAGCUUUGGAAUAUGGUGGUAGAAUACUCAUCUCAGAGAUUCAAUGGAGGUACUGAGCUUGGGUUCUUAUCAUGGCUGCUUCCAUCAUUGUCGUCGGCAGUGUGCGAAGACCAAGAAGAUGGAAUCUCAGAACAUCCCUAGCUAGAUCGCCCUAUGGUUUUGUUGCAGAAUAGAGCAUUAGGCACUAGCCACAGUAGUUUGAGUAUCCUUCAUUGGAAAAAAUUAAGUUUUAGAGCUUCGUGUAGUUUUAGUGUAAUUCUCUUAAUGAUGGAAGCCUAUUCCUACUAGACUUGCAGCAUAGUGGAAUUUUGUUUAUGCUGUCCUGAAUGUCUCUUUUUCUUUGUUUCGGCUAACAGCCUAAAACACGAGUAUUUAUUUCCCUUUUACAGACCAUCCUUUUCGACGAGUCAAGAGAGGCUGCAAAAGUAAUGAAAAGAUACUACUAAACAAUUGCAUCUUCAAACUCAAACUAAUACUAGAGACCUCGCAAUCCAAGCUCAUGAUUUGAUUUUAGCUACAAAGUACACACUCAAUGAUUAUGAGACCAUGAGCAAUUCAUGUAAUAAAUCAACACAAAGCUUCAAGGAGAGACGAGGAUAUCAUAUGAAUUCGGGUGAUUGAAAUGAUAAUUUUUCCCACUUUCAAGCAGUGAUGGCAAUUUCAACCCGCCUGCGGGUAUUACCCGACCUGAUCCGCAAUGGGGCGAGUAUUACCCGACCCGCAGUAGCGUGGGGCGGGGCAUGGAUAUCUACUUCCGACCCGCACUGUCCCGCCCCGCCCCGUUCUAGACUCAUUUUAUCUCAAUUCUUACAAUUUUUAUACAUAUUUCUCCUAUUUUGACUUUUCUUCAACCAGUUAGAGUCUCAUUUUCAACUUGUUAUACUCAAUUACUCAUUCAAUUAUCACUAUUUUUCAUUAUUAAAUUGUUUUACCCUUCGUUUUAUUGUAAAAAGUAAAAUUUAAUUGUAUUUUUUUCGAAUAACAUGUAAGAGUGGGUCGAUCCGUCCCAUACUCGCGCGAAUUUUACCCGCCCCGCAGUAGCGUGGGACGGAACAUGGGAAUUGAGGUACCCACCCCGUCUCGCCCCAUUGCCAUCGCUACUUUCAAGUUUCAACUUUUCUUUUUUAGAAAGUCGACGACAAUUCGUAUUAAUAAUCAACUCAUCUUUUUCAGUUUAUCCCCAUGCCUCAUCCCAUUCCCAUAACCACAGAGAGAUUUAAGCGACUUAGAGGGUUUUGCGAACUGAAGUGAAGGAAGCCAAAGGAGGAAACAACCAGAGAAAAAGGCAGCGACCAUAACCAAACGGUCAUCCGUUCUCCUUCCUUAUUUUCCCCUUUUCCCGCCAUUUCUCUGCUCCCCUGUCCUGAUAAAGUUCCCAACUUUUUCAGAAACAAGGUGAUGUAGUGGAGGAGAAAGAUUCGGCUUCUCACUGUAUUUUCUUCCGCCAUUUCUUUGAUUCGCUGUCUGUGGACUCUACUUGUUGAAGUUCGUAGCUUUUACAGAUGGGUAGUCUUCUUCCUAUCAUUUAAGCUGAUAAAUGAACUUUGGAUUUUUUAUCUGUAGCGGUGACAAAUUGAAAGCACAUGGGUCAUCUGGCUUUGGCAAUAUAUAAUUGGUCCUGGCUAGUACAAGGUCGACGAUUUGGUGAUUUGGAAUUGGGAAUUAGCAAGCUUGCUGCUCCUUCUUCCUCUUGUUGUCUCACUGCCCAAUUCUUGAAGAUCAAUUUGCAGGUUUGUGCUGCUUCUGAUAUACUGCUAUUGCUGUUGAUGAUUGCGUAAGUUUGCAAAAAUUCAGUCUUGUACUCAUGACGAAAAAUAUAUGUUGCAGGGCAGUCGUUACAGUGUUGAUAGAGUAAGAGCUUCUAUACCAGUUGAAAUCCUUAAUUCAGAUGAUGGAAAGAAAAGGAAAGGUGUAGAAUGCAGUGAUAGUGACAGGCGAGGAUAAUGAUGAUUCAGCCAGAAGAGAUAAGGCUAACGGCCCUUAUGCUAUGAAUCCUGAAGAGAGACGUGAAUGGAGGAAGAACAUUAGAGAAGAUUGACCGAUUAUCCACUUGUUGUGGAUGAAGAGGAUCCUGAUUGGCCUGAAGAUGCUGAUGGAUGGGGGUUUAGUUUGGGUCAAUUCUUCAACAAGAUCACUAUCAAGAAUGUCAAGAAGGAUGAUGGUGAUGAUGAUGAUGAGAAGUAUGAUAGUGAUAAUGAGAUUGAGUGGCAAGAUGAUGAUUAUAUUCAUCCGAUCAAGGAUAUUACCACUGCAGAAUGGGAGGGAACACUAUUCAAAGAUAUCAGCCCCUUGAUUGUGCUAGUUCAUAAUCGGUAUAAAAGGUCAGUUUUUUACUCUCGUUAUGCAUGCUGUUAAUUUUAUUCAAGUUGCAGAUGACUGUCUUUUGCCGGUUAAAUGCCUAAUUGAUAGGUUUCUAACUAAAGAUGGCUAAAUUAACAAAAGAUGACUGUCUUUUGCCGAUUAAAUGCCUAAUUGAUAGGUUUCUGACUAAACUAAGUGUUUCACUUUUCUCUUUGAAUUCAGCGAUACAAACAGCUGAUGAGUUCUCGAAGAUAAUGGCCUACUUCUAUUAUGGAGCAGCCAAGCCACCUUGCCUAGAUAAGAUUGGUGAUGGACAGGAAAUGAUCCCAGCUGUAAAGGUCAGUAACAAUCAGUAAAGCAAUAUCUAUUAUUGCAGCAUGUUGCCAAGAUUAGUCAACUUCCUGAUCUCUAGUGACAUGCUUAUCAUACAUAGUGUUGCUUAUAAAGUCGUUUGGAUGCUACUAGAUUAGUGGGUUUUGAAUUUGUUUGAACAUCUAGAUUCCCUUGAGAACUUGUGCAGAAGAUUUAGCUAAGCAUGGUCAAAAUUGCUAGAGUAAGUUUCAUGGGGGUUUCCUUCGGAUUUGGUAUCUUUCAUACAUAGCUCAGGUUUACGCAAUGAUUUGUUGACCAUGGAAGUGAUAAAGCAAAAGGGUAAUGAAUGAAUACUCACCUUCUGUAUCAUGGCUUAGUUAUGUUUUGCAGUGCAUUCUUGAAGGAUAGACUAUAGUUAAAUGUUCGAAUUCUUACCAACCUAUGGAAUUGUGUGAAAAUGCUACCUUCAAUUAGUGAUCUGGAUAAAAAAAAAAAGAGUCAGUUUGUCUAUCUGGCGUUAGUUCGAUUGAGUCUACUUGCCAAACAGGCUCGCUUGUGUCCGGAAGAAAUCCAUCUAUUAGAACCCCUUCACCCACUCAACCCAACCCUUUUCCACCUCAGGUCCAACUCACAAAACCGACUACCAACCUGUAAGAAAAUGCACCGAACCCGAGAUCCAAGUCACUCUUGAAUUGGAAAGGGUGAAAUCCUGUAGGGGCAUGGGGUGCAAAAAAUGCACCGAGCCUAUUUUGCAUAUUGACUACCUAAAUUAACAAUGGGUUAGACG
This is a messenger RNA of Linum trigynum, 5765 nucleotides long. NCBI's taxonomy places the organism in Eukaryota, Viridiplantae, Streptophyta, Magnoliopsida, Malpighiales, Linaceae. The record is from the annotation of a GenBank genome assembly.